CGUUCCGUCGUGUUGUUUUUCUUGCGUCAAGUGCGUCAUGAGAGUGCGUACGCGUGUAUCGUCGUCCUCGUAAAGAAAUUAAUCGGUCUUUACCGCUUUCUUGUGUUAUCGUUGAAUAAGAUGCGCUUUGAAAAUGUUGCAAGAGGAAGCUCUAUACAAGAGCACAACCCCUCGGAAAGGCGAUGAAAUUCAAAAACUCAAUUUUAUACAAACAUUACCAAGCCUCUUAGCUACAGAUUCAGAAUCAUGUAUGACACGUGUGAUGCCAAAACUGCAGCAAUCAUUGGCUACUGCAUCCACGGAAUUCCACAUUGCAGCUUCAUCUACAUUCAAAACGAUCUUAGAGCAAAAACUUGUCAAUCAUAAUGUCUUCAGUCGAACAUUCCUUCAAAGUAUCUUAGAUUUGCUUGAAAAGCGUGAUUCAGUUAUCUGUCAUGCAUGGCUGGAGACCUUACUGGAUGUGAUAGAGUUACUGCCGGUAGAUGUCAUAAGAAAGCAGAUUCUUCCAUUGACUGUAAGCAAAGGACAAUUGUCACAACCUAUCCACUCCAGGAUAAUAUGCAGCAAGAUAUUAGGAAAAAUUUGUACAAGAUUUGAUUCUGCUCUGAUACAGAAGGAAGUUCUUCCAAUGGUACACUCCCUCUGUCAGGAUGUAAAUAGUGAAGUACGAGCUAGUAUCUGCUUGCAGCUACGUUUUGUUGCUGAAGACCUUGGUGCUGAGUCUGUAAAAUCUGCUUUGCUACCAUCUUUCGUAGAAUUAGCAAGUGAUGAAGAAAGCAAUGUAAGAUGCGCCUCUGUACAAACAAUAGCGUAUUUGCUACCUCAUCUUCAAGAAGACACCAUAAAAACUACCAUAGUGCCACUUGUUAAAAAAUUAUGUGAAAAUACACAGUCUGUACAACCGGAUGAUGACGUGAUUUGUGUCAUUGCCCAAGAAUUCGGAAAAAUUGUGCUUGGCCUAGAAAAAUGUUUAUUACCCGCGGAGAAAACAUGGUUUUUAAAAUAUUUUCAACAACUUGCACAGAUGGGUAUCGUUUCAAUGAAAAAGGAGUCUAAACCACAUCUUCCAUUUAUGAAUAUUAAUCUUGAUGAAGAUGAAAAAUACGUAGAAUGUAGAAGAUGCUGCGCGUUUAAUCUGCCGGCAAUGUUCAUCUUUGUAUUAAAUUCCGCCGAUGAUACAGAUGCAUUACUUCUUACAUUCACUGCAUUAGCGAGCGAUCAUUAUUAUUUGGUACGCAGAACUGUCGCGUGUGGAAUCCAUGAGGUUGCCAAACUAUUGGGUCCAAAAAGUGGUCGAAUAAAAACGGACUUAAUCAAAUUGUUAAAAGAUAACUCUGAAGAAGUUUUACAAGGUUUAGUUCCUCAUAUAGGAUUAACACUUGAUUGUUUGGCUGAAAGUCAAAUUAUCGGAGUAGAUAAGAUGGAUUCCACUGUCAUGGAAAUAGGCAGAGCAUUAUUGAAAUGUGAGUCAGAAAUAGCAGCUACACACAAUUGGAGAUUAGUAUCAUUAAUGCAUUCACAGCUUGAGAUAUUACCUAAAUACUUUCCAAGUGAUUUUAUAUAUUCAUACUUUGUGCCAAUGGCCUUUUUCAGAAUAUUACAUGCUAGGCCAAUACCAGUUCGACUCUCUGCAGGAACUCUAUAUCUUUUUCUUUUACGUUACAAUAUGAAACCUAUGCAGAGGGUAGAACUUCGCACCAAGUUGUAUUCAGGAUUAGCUAAUAAUUCAAGUUGUUACGUGAGGAUGAUGUUUGUUCGUUUGAUGAUAGAGGCCUUGGAAAUCUUCUCCUCUGUAUACUUCAAGGAACAUUUUUUCACUGUUUUAAUGAACUUGGCAGAAGAUCCUGUAGCUAAUAUAAGAUUAAAAGUAGUUUCUCUAUUACCACAAUUAAAAAGUUUGCUACAGAUACCGGCCGAUAAAAAAUUGUUAACUGUAUUAGAAUCGACUCUAGCGCAUCUAAUAAAUAGUGAAAAAGAUAGAGACGUACUAGCCAUGUUAUCUAGUGUUGUAAAAACAUUGGAUGAUAUAACACUUAAAUACGAAGGUCGAACUCCAUUUAUGCUACUUUCAUCACACGGGUUGAAGGAUGCUAGGAAGUUAGAGGAAGAAAAAAGAUUAUCAGGAAUGGGAGCUGAGAAAUCUCCAGGUGGAGGAGCUACCAUGAAGAAAGGUGCGACGACGUGGCGACGUACAACUGCCGAUACUUCGAAAACAAUGCAACAAACAUCAUCAAGAGAUGUCGUAUCACCGCAUUUAUCAAACGAAGGAUCAAAAACAAGAACUCAACUAACACAUCCUUGGGAAAGAAUAGGGCAUACCAACUCGAACAUUAAUACAACCCAUACUAACUUUGACAAUGGAUCGUGCAGUGAUUAUCUAACGCAAAAGACUCAGCAAAAUCCGUCAAAAUUAGCAUUGCCGUUUAUAUUAUGGCCGGAAACGUGUGAAUGCGACUAUGCGGAAAAAUACGCUUUUCAUUCUUGCUCCCCAUCCGAUUAUGCAAAGUCUGUCUUCUUGGCUAUCAUGAGAGAACAUCGGCGCAGAUUACAGCAAGAUUUCCUACUAAUCCGAGAUUAUGCCCACGGGUGUCCCACUAACAUUACCAGCAAGGAUACUACCAAUGUAAGAACGCUUGAUGCUCACUAUAACUCUUGUUGGCCUUGUAGUUCUAUGCCUGAAAUACCUGUAAUGCUGUCGGACGACGAAUUCCUCGUGGAUGCUGGUAUCAGGAUACCGGUACAGUUCUCUCAGAGCACCUCCAAGAUACCACAUUUACAAGAUCCCAUGUUUGGAAAAAGAAGAACAUCGUUCAAUGUCAAUCAUAUUCGGCCUACCAGUAUGAAUUUCGACAAGGGCAAGCCUAAAAGAAAUUCCUCCGUCGAGUAUGAAGACUGUAUAAAACGAAGAACGAAUGCCGAUCAACCAAACGAUGUGAGGACUUCCAUCGACUGCGAAGAUGGAUUGAGAUUGGUGAAGGAAAAUCAACAGCUCGGUAAGAAGGAUCCGGUGUAUGUUGGCCCUCUGAUGAGGUCGAGAUUUGGAUUUGGAGUGAAUCAAGAAAGAACAAUGGACGAUAAAAUGAAACGACGAAAUUCGUUAGUAUUGGAUAAAGAUAAACCAAAAGUUGUACAGUCAAAGUGUACAUUGGAUAGGACUAAACGAAAUUCUGCAAAUUUUGACAAAGGAAAGCCUAAGAGAAAUUUUUCUGCCGAAUACGAGGACGGUAUAAAGCGGAGAACCAACGGUGCUAAUCAAGCGAAAAGUAUAAGAUUACGAUCAAUUGAUUACGAGGAGGGUUUGAGUUUAGUGAAGGAGAAUCAACAACUCGACAAAAAGGAUUCAUUGUACGCUGGACCACUAAUGAGAUCAAGGUUUGGAUUCAGCGUAAAUCAAGAAAGACCGAUGGACGAUAAAAUGAAACGGCGGAACGCACUGAUACUAGUUAAGGACAGACCUAAAGCUGUGCAGUCGAAGUGCAUGUUCGACAGAACUAAACGACACUCUGCAAAUUUUAGUUUAAAGAUAUUGGACACGAAAGAAACUAAGCCUAAUUUGAAAGAACAACAUAGCUUAGACGUGCCUGACUAUACACCGUCAGAACGACUAAGCCGGGCUCUAAGACGAUAUUCAACGUUAGACGUAAAUCAUAAUCAGGGACAUAGCAAAAUACCCUUAAGAAGUUUUGUACGUCGUAGUAGAACUGCACCCGCUACAAGGGCUUCCAGUCCUGUGGGUUCACAGUUAAGAUACGAAGAAAUCGAUAAGUUGUGCCGAAAGUUCGAGGAGUAUCAACUCUAUUAGUGUAACUAGACCGAACGCAUUUAACGUAUCAAGAUAAAAGAAGGAAAAAAGGAGAUAACCGUAUGUGCUGGUUCGCAUCUAAUUGCAAACAUAUUGUGUCAGAAAGUUAGAAAGAUUUCGUGGGAUACUUUUUAUUCUUAUUAUUUUUUAAACUAAAAUGUCCAGAUUUAGCAUUUUCUUUAAUAGAAGGGCGCGGUAUUUAAAAACUGUUUGUCUCUGAAGUAAUUUCAAUUAGUUUACAGUUUCGUGCCAUUUUUACUCGGUCUUCUAUAUUUUUUACUCUUUAUUAACUAUGUAUUUUUCUAUUCUCAUUUAAUUGACAGAAACUAAAGAGAUCGAAUGAUGAAACUUUGAAACAUUCUACGCGUUAUCAGUAAUAUAUGUUUUUACUUUAUCGUAUCGUACGCCCACAUUACGAAAAGCAAAAAUUAUCUUUCAGUACAUCGAUUGAGAACGUGUACCGCGUAUUUUAACAUUCGAGUAAAAACGAACACGUAUGCUUGAGUUGGAAGACUGUUUUAUUAAAUGAUGCCGAAUCGAAGUUCGUAAAAGUAAAAAGAUAAGACUAUUUUGCACUUUAAUUUUAUAGCUGCAUAUCUAAUACGUAUUGCUCUAUCAAAGUUUACUCACUGAUCGAAUAUAUUCUAAUAGAUAAUUAUGCUUAGGAGUCUACACGCGAAAUAACGAAGUAGAGUUUAAUUAUCUUAAUAGCCAAUUCUAGGUCUAGUCUCAAAUAGUUGUAAAAAGCAGGACUAAUUUCAACGUCUGUAAAGCGACGUUUCUUAAAUGUUCGAUACCAUUUUCGUAUUUUGCUUGUUUCUCGUUUUCUUCUUUCAACGAAUUCAGUUGUAACAUGUUAGUGGAGGCACUAACCUAACUCAGACAUUUUACCUCUGUUUCUUUUUUAUAACUUUUUUAAUUUAUAAUUAAUUUGUAAAGCUUGAAUUUACAGAAAACCAGCCUAAUACCAUACAAAUGCCUGUAAUAGCACUAUGGUUUAAUCGUUUGCAUUAUUGUAACGCAUUACGUAGGGAACAUUGUAUACUAUAGCCGUCGUAAUUUUCGAUCGAUUUACGAACGUCGAUGUUAAUGGUUAAUUUUUAUUCAAAGAACCAGCGAAUUCGCUAGAAAUGUAAUAACUUUUUGAACGCAACUUUAGGGAUUUUCGAUUCCCCGAUUCCCUGUAAACACGUCGAACGAUUAAUUCUUCCCUUGUAUAAUGAACUGGAGUUACUGUUGUGUCUUAAAACGAGAAAUAUCUACGGAAAUAUCAUACAGUCAUAAAGAAAAUCACACGCAUAUACAAAUAUAUGUACAUAGACUAACCAAGACAAUUUAGCUAAUGUCUAACUAAAAAGUAGUAUCGAGGGAAAGGAAAAUCGAUAAAUUUACGAUGGAACGAAAUAACAAAAGAGAUAACGGUGUAUAUCGAAAGGACACGUAUAAUAUCUUCGCAGAAUAUUUUCAUUGAGCUUCUAAUAGAUGUAUUUUGGGAUGAAGGAUGAAGAGAAAAGAUAUAAGACGCUUCGAAGCCAAAGAUGAUAUAUAACGAUACGAUUAAGUAUCACGUACAAAAUUUUAAAGGCAUUAUGUACUUGUAUCAUGUACAUAUAUCGUGUAAGCUUUACAGUGCAAGUGCCAUUGAAUAGACGCUGGCGAGCUGAACGCCUAGAAAGAGAAUGACGGUAUCGUCGAAUGGGAGAUUAUCGGUGAAACUUCGAAAACUAACAUUGAACGCCCAAAAUACAUGUAUCAAGCAACUACCAUGACAUGUAUACGAUAUCUAAUAUCGUGGUUUGGUACGUUGCUCGGACAAAAAGAUUAUCGUAGUUAGAGUAGGCUUAUAAAAAUAUUGUUCAUAAAUCGAGUCAUCGAUUAUUCUUCUUAUAACUCGUUAAUUCGUUACGCUCGAUGCUCAUUCGUUUAGUUUCGACUUCUCAUCUUCUUCCGUUCGUUUCUCCGAUCAUAUAACCCGAUUUUAUAUAGAACGUUUUUCAAUAAUCGCUAGUCAAUCUGAUUUCACGAGGUUCAUCUGUAUAGCAGUUAAUCGUUAUUGAUUUACCGUCUAAAAACAAGAGACAUAUGUACACUUUCUUGUAUAAGCUGCUGAACACCGAGAAUAGAUCACAACUCUUUACGCUUAGGGACUAGAAAGAAAUGCAAUUUAUCGAUCGAUUGUUGCCGCGUAACGAUAUUAAUUAUUUUGUUAUAAUUGUAAGAUCGGCUAUCGAUUUAUAUAAUAACAUAGCGAAGCUUGUUGUAUUAUUUUUAUAGAAAACUUUAGGGUAGCGUCAGCCGUGCGAUUGCGCGAGACGAAUUAAUAAAUACGCGUAACACGCAAUAGAUGUCACUUGCAUCUAUCGAGCAAGGAAAUUUCCGAUGUAAAGUUCGAUCGUUUUACAAAUACGUUUGAGAUCGCAGAAAGGGUGUAUGGGCUUCGCAGAAUCGCACGGCUGUUGAUUUACCACAAGCGAUGACUUCUUUUUUAUAGGAAAUCUUAGAAUAUAUUAUAUUAUAUAUAUAUACACACACACUAAUAAGUAUACAUGAUUUAACGAAAUUGAACAAAUUGUUAAAUGUGCAACUAUAGGAACACGGGGAGGCGCGGUUCGAAGAGAAGCAAGCGAAAGUAGAGAACAAAGAACGUUACUCGAGCAUGUUAGGAAGAUUACUAGGAAAAACACAGGGAGAAAGUAAAGUUUCUCGAAUCUCGAAUUUUCGCCAAGGAUAACCGCUUAAAAUGCUGCUCCUUAUUUUUGUACAGAUCUUACCAUACGUAAUAUUAACUUUUGUGCCAGAAAGUAAAAAUAUGCAGUAUAUUAUAAAUAAGAAAUAUUCACACUCGUGCUACACUCGUUUUUCGUGAUCGUUAAUGUAUUCGUUUCUUUACAUACAUAGAGCAGAGAGAAACUAAAUCGAGCAAUGUCGAGAGAUAGAAUUUUCUUUACCCUGAAUAUUGUUGCUCGUCGAUCGUUUAAAACGGGAAAAAAAGGAAAUGAAAAAACGAAAGAAAAUGGCGUGGUGGCCAUCGAACAACAAGAAAGAAAAGCACGUCGAGCGUCAAUUGAAUUAUCGCGUUAGAAACUGUAGCAAAAACAUACCGAACGCUAUGGCCUGUGUUUCUUUCCGGAAGGAGUAAUUUGUGAUGAUAAAGAAAAAUAAAAGUAACGUAAAAUAAAGAUACAUAUGUAUUUAAAUGCGAGAAGAAAAAGGAAGCAAAUAACGCGAAGUCACGUUCACGGCGCGCGAUUAUGAACGAUCAAAUUCGUCGAACGAUAUUUUUAUUACUCAUGACUGCUCCCGUAAAGAAUAAGGAAUGUUACAAACAGAGAGAAGUGUAUUUUUGUGAGGUAUAUCUGUAAGAAAGAAAACAAAAUCUAAUUAACACGUUCACACUCGAUGAUGCAACAUCUGCGUCAUAGGAAUCUUGUACUGUAUACCUAAUGACGCAUUCGUUGUGUCAUGCGUUCUUACCGAUAAAUAUUGUGUAGCCGUGUAGCUGUGUUGAAUGUGAAGAAACUAAAGAACAACGCGAUCGUAGAUUUUAUUGGCUCUGUCGAUAUUAUACAUCUGUUUUAAUAUACAAUGCUGAACAAAAGUAUUGGCACAGACUAAAUUUUCUUAUAACAUUCUCUGUA
Molecule: messenger RNA, 7440 nt
Organism: Eufriesea mexicana
Lineage: Eukaryota; Metazoa; Arthropoda; Insecta; Hymenoptera; Apidae
Product: serine/threonine-protein phosphatase 4 regulatory subunit 4
Exons: 16
Coding region: 134-3802 (1222 amino acids)
Cellular component (GO): cytosol; protein serine/threonine phosphatase complex
Molecular function (GO): protein binding; protein phosphatase regulator activity
Source: RefSeq, a predicted model, not a curated record